This is a messenger RNA of Rhododendron vialii, 1732 nucleotides long. RefSeq lists its product as uncharacterized. Bases 449 to 1564 code for a protein of 371 amino acids. The record is from RefSeq and is a predicted model, not a curated record. Gene Ontology annotation, molecular function: protein binding. The transcript has 2 exons. Lineage: Eukaryota; Viridiplantae; Streptophyta; Magnoliopsida; Ericales; Ericaceae.
GAAUCAGAUCAAAGACCUAGACCCGCCGACGACGAAUAGAGCAGAUAUACACUUGGAUGGGCUCAUGGGCCCUGAUGGUGGAGACCCGGGGCCCCUGUUACUUCAAUUCUCCAUUGCGGUAAGAGUGUUUGAGCAACACACAGGCCCCAAAUCCAUGAAGUUGUAAUUGGUCUCUCAUUUGGAGAAAUUUUUGGCCCAUUUGGAGAACACGUGGUCUCUCUCUCUCUCUCUCUCUCUCUCUCUCUCUCUCUAAUUGGCUCUCAUUUGGAGAAAUUUUUGGCUCAUUUGGAGAACACGUGGUCUCUCUCUCUCUCUCUCUCUCUCUAGCGCGCGCUCUCAAUACCUCGUCCAUUUUCCUCUUAGCGCAGUCCUGUCUGUCUCCAUCUCCCGUUGUCGUCAGCCGCCGUCGCAACACCUCGUCCGACACUUCAGCACCGCACGUCCUAGGAUGACUGCAGGAGAAGUUCCAAAUGAGAGGGUCGGCCGCGCAAAGUGUAAACUUGUUUACUGUUCUAAUAAAAAGAAGAGAAGCAACACACCUUCUCUUCCUGAAGAGAUUAUAUUCUACAUCCUCGUUUGGCUUCCGGCCGAUAUUCUUUACAAUUCAAUGAGGUACGUUUGUCAGCAGUGGUAUAAAAUUAUUCGUGACCCUCUUUUCGUAAAGGAACACCUCCUGCGGUCCACUACUGGAUUGUUAAUCCAAGAACAUUAUUCUUGUGCUGCCCAAUUUGGCAAGUUUGGGGAAAUGAAUACCACCGUGACAAAGGUAAAUUUUAAUUUUCCUAAUGAGCUUUUGACUACCUGCGACGGUCUGGUACUGUUUAUGGAUGGAUAUGACGACAAAGAAGUGUAUGCAGCAAAUCCUCUCACUAAGCAAAGGGUAGCUGCUCCCCCGUUUUGUUUCCCUUCUUUUCGUUUUGGUCUCACAUUAGCAUGUGCUUAUUCAACAAUGGAAUAUAAAUUGGUGUGCACCUAUCGUUCCAAAAAGAGCAAAGUAUAUCAUUGCGCGAUGGUAACUAUGGGCAAAGAUUAUGCAUGGAAACCCAUUAACUGUCAAAAGUUGUCCGAUCCUUGCCGACAAAUAUUUAGGGGUUAUAGUUUUUCUGCAGGAGGAUUUAUUUAUUGGGCUUAUAAUACUUUUCCCUGUGUUGCUGCUUUGGAUGUGGAAUCUGAAGUGUUUUACGAGUUUCCUAGCCCGGCAGUUGAGACUGAAGACACUAGUAUCUAUUAUGUCAGAAAGGGAAAAUCUCUGUCUUGUGUUGUUGUUAAUCAUUAUAAAAGAACAUGGGAUGUCUGGGUCUUGUCUGAUCCCAGGAUUCAUGGAUGGAGGAAGCUCCACGAAAUUGACUUAGAUGCUCAAAAACCUGGAAUAAGGCGCAUGUGCUUUUUAUGGCCAAUUGCUUGGAUGAGUAACGGUGAUGUUCUGGUCUCCGGUAUUGGAUGCAAAUCCCGCUAUAUUGCUAUGAAUGUCAAGACUGGAAAGAACUUCACAUUUAAUAGUAUGGAGCAUGAUUGCGGUGGCAUGCAUGACUUCGCCUACAGCCUUGUCUCGUUCCCUGUAUGAUCAAAAUCUAUCUAUUGGUGUUAUUCAUGUACUUGUUAUCUAAGUGUAAACUCUAUGUAUUUGUGAAAGUGACGGUGACACUAUCCCAGCUAAACCUGGGGAUAUAACUGUUUAAUGUGUUUCUUAUGGGUGGUUACUAGUGAUCUUUUUUUUUUUUUUUGAUAAGCA